Messenger RNA from Trichoderma breve, 762 nucleotides. RefSeq names its product aflatoxin regulatory protein domain-containing protein. The transcript has a single exon. Lineage: Eukaryota; Fungi; Ascomycota; Sordariomycetes; Hypocreales; Hypocreaceae. Gene Ontology annotation, cellular component: nucleus. Bases 1 to 762 code for a protein of 253 amino acids. The record is from RefSeq and is a predicted model, not a curated record. Gene Ontology annotation, molecular function: DNA binding. Gene Ontology annotation, biological process: regulation of DNA-templated transcription; aflatoxin biosynthetic process.
AUGAACGAUUAUGCAUCCGACAGUGCGACGUGGGACUUCAAUUCCUGGGUGCCCGCGUCAGCGUGCAACCUAACCACGCGGGACGUCCACUGCGAGAUCGAUGCGUUCUCGGCGGCGGCAUACUAUGAGGAGUGGAACCUGGAGGACAUACCACAGCUCGUGGCCGCGAGCAGCCACGGCGGCAGCUCCAUGAACACCAACAGCCCGAAAAACAGCUCUAGCGGCGCCUCCGACGCGUCAGAGUCCGUCCACAGCUGCCUGGCCCAGGCGGCCGCCAUCCUCGUCGAUAUCCGAAAUGACAGCUGCACAACCGACUUGACCUGGGCUGCGGCCAACGUCGAUGUGAAGACCAUCGUGGGCGAUGUUAUCUUCGCAAACCGAAGGGCUACGGGCCAGGUGUCGAGAAUCAUGGAGUGUGCAUGCCUAGCUGCAGAUUAUCAAAUCUCCGUUGUGGUGUCAUUGAUCUGCUUCCACAUGAUUGACAGGUACGGCAAGGCAGUGGCUGCCGCAAGGGCGACGUUGGGGGGGAGUAUGCUGGGAAAGAAUCAUGUCAUUGGCUCUGUCCAGAUUCUUCUCGACGAGCUACGCCGGAUAAUACCCUUGAUUGGAAAAUCAACGAUGCGGAUUGGGGAGCCUCCCGGAUCAGCAGGGGCCAUGGGGAUUCCGGUGUCCGGUUUUGACCAGCUCCAGAGAGAUCUGGAGCACCACUUGUUCGCCGUAUUGGGAGACGCGGAGAGUUUCUUGCAUCAAGCAUCAGAGUGA